Trichobilharzia regenti is the source of this 390-nucleotide messenger RNA. The record is from the annotation of a GenBank genome assembly. Lineage: Eukaryota; Metazoa; Platyhelminthes; Trematoda; Strigeidida; Schistosomatidae.
AUGGUUGACAAUGCGGCUAAAAAGCUUUUGGAUAAAUUCAAUAUUGAUACCAAUAAAUGGUCAUAUUCACGUUUAACUGUUGCAGUAUUAGUGCAUGAAUCUCUUGGUGCUGGAUUACUCAUUGGCUUCUGGAUAGCAUGCUACAAGAAACAACCACUGAAAUACCUUACUUUAUUUGCCCCAGCUCGUAUUCAAACUAUGUACUCAAAGGGAUUGAAUUGGUCAGCACGAAAACUUCACCGACUACCGUCUUUUAUUACUUCACGGACAGAUCCUAACAGAAUUCUUAUCAGCGGAGCAGAGAGUUUUGUCCUUCGUAAAUUAUUAUCACCACUUACAAUCCCUGGAAAAAUAUAUAUGGCUGUGUUGGUUUCUGGGAUUACAAGUUGA